Molecule: messenger RNA, 1834 nt
Organism: Neopelma chrysocephalum (saffron-crested tyrant-manakin)
Lineage: Eukaryota; Metazoa; Chordata; Aves; Passeriformes; Pipridae
Product: zinc finger protein 638-like
Exons: 2
Coding region: 106-1533 (475 amino acids)
Source: RefSeq, a predicted model, not a curated record
GCCCAAAUUAAGACCCACUUGGCUCUGCAGUCGUGGUCCUCGGUGUCCGGCGGCGGCGCGGCCCCUGCCCACGCUGGGUUCCGCCAGGCAUUGCCCAAAGACGCAAUGUUUAGCCCCAGAGGAACCUUGCCCCCCAGGCCCAGGGGACCCAACCCCUCGGGCAGCAAGCCUCCGGGAUCCUUCGGGGGAGGAGGAGGGGCGGCGGGGCCGCAGAGGAAACCGGCGCCGGGAGCCCCCCAGGCAGCGCCCCAGAGACCCCCGGGCCAGGACUCGCUGCAGUGGACGGGCUCCCAGAGGAUCAACGUGCGGGUCACGCUGCACAGGGCGGAUCCCAGGAAGGUCAAGGAGAAGAACAACCUGCACCAGGAGCAGAAGGGAGACCCUCGGCCCAACCGCUGGGACAGCGGCCCGUGCCCGGCCGCGCCAAAGCCGCCCGCGCCGGUGCCGGUGCUGGAGCAGAACUCGAGCGCCCAGAACCGCUACACGCCCGAGAGCGCCUCCAGCAUUUUAGCGAGCUUCGGGCUGUCCAACGAGGACCUGGAGGAGCUCAGCCGCUACCCCGACGACCAGCUGACCCCGGAGAACAUGCCGCGGAUCCUGCGCGAGAUCCGCAUCCGCAAGCUGGGCCAGCCCGCGCCCGGCCCGCGCGCCCCGGCCCGCGGGGACGAGCGGGGAUCGGAGCCGGGCGGCGCGCCCGUCAAGGGCAAGGUCAUCGACUAUGGCCACGCCAGCAAGUACGGCUACACCGAGGACCCGCUGGAGGUGUGCCCCUACGGCCCCGAGGGGCUCCCGGAGCCGCCCCUGGAGGCCUGCGUGUACAACCCCGAGGGCCCGGGCGCGGACGGCAGGGAGGACGUGCCGCGGGAGCAGAGCGUGCCGGUGCCCGUGCCGCCGCCCGCCGUGCCCUGCAACCCCGUGUUCCCGGCCGAGGAUCUCAUGAAGCUGCCGGCCUUCCAGGGCGACUCGUCCGGCGCCCCGCCCUUCUUCCCGGCCGAGCCCCCGGCCAAGGUGUCGGGGCUGUGCCCGGCGCCCGCCGCGCUGCCCGUGGUGACGCCCGCGUCGCAGGCGCCGAUGCCGCCGGUGCUGCCGCCCAUGAUGCCGGCCCUGCUGCCCACGCCGCUGGCGCAGCCCCUGCUGCCGCCCGUGAUGCCGCCGCUGGUGCAGCCGCCCGUGUCCCAGCACGUCCUGCCGCCCGUGACGCCGCCGCCCUUCUCCGCCGGGCUCCUGGCCGCCAUCAGCCAGCACGAGCAGAAGCAGCGCGACUCCGGCAGCGGCUCCGGCAGCGCCUCCGGGAGGUCCGGAGGGGGCCCCAAAGGCUUCCACGCCGAGGGGCCCAUCAAGUCCCCGUUCGGGGUGGUGAAGGCGUCCUGGCUGCCCGUGUUCUCCGACACCCAGAAGAGCAAACGCCUGCCCACCCCGUCCAUGAUGAACGACUACUAUGCGACGUCGCCGCGAAUAUUCCCACAUUUGUGUUCUCUGUGUAACCUUGAAUGCACUCAGAUGAAGCACAGGAUGUGUUCCCAGACAUCCUGAUCCGACUGCAGCCUCCCAGCCUCUGCUCCUGUCCCACCUCCUUUGGCUCUGGCCUGGAUUAGCUUCCUCCAGGGCAGUGUUUGGUGUCUGUGCACCUGAGGCCUCACGGGACCAGCCCUGCUGACACAACAGCGGGGCCAAAGAACCAGAAGAGUCGAAGUUUCACUGCAAAAAAGAAGAGUUUGUUGAAGAAACGCUGAUCUUGUGGAUGGGUGAAGUGCAGCGAACGAGGAAUCCCUGAGGUUUGGAUCUGCAGAUCACCUGUCUCAGCUGAGACCCCCCUGCAGAGCUGCUCCAGCCC